AAUGGUAUUGCCAGCGUCGGACCAUAGCUAAGAGCGAAUUGCUUUAUAUAAAUACAUAUAAUAUAUGUAGCAUGUAUGUAUGUACAUAUGUAUAUAUUGUCGUCUGUUUGCCAGUACCGCUACAAGUACUAGCGGGCAGGCCAGUCGGCUGACGGGUAAUCAGGGAAGCUUGCCUGGCUGCCAGACAGUGGCAAUUGAAUCCACAGGCAAUAACAACAAUAGCACUGCAUUCAUCGGGUGACUUAUUUUCUUUACGAGCAUGUACAUAUGUAAAUAAGUAUGUAUGUAUAUUUGUAUUGUACUUCUAUCUCUCUUGUAUCUGUGUGUACUGCCACAAUUUUCACGAGUCUACUGUAUUUUCGUUUGCCUGUUCGGCUUUAGUCUCCUUGAGCUUGUGGAACUGUGAAAAUGUGUGACGCGUGAUUUUCCUUGCAAGAGACUUUCCGUGGAUAAAAACUUCAUUGAAAGUUUUAAUUUUUAUAUUAUUUAAAAAAUAAAUCUCAUUUCUGUUUUAUUUGGGAGUUUCUGUUUCUUUUUUUUUUUUUUUUGCCAAUUUUGUCUUGUCCUUGUAUUCGUACAAGUGUUGAAGAAUUCAGUGCUUCCAAACUAUGAUAAAAAUACAAAGAAUAGGGGUUCGUUAUCCCUAAAAAUGUCUGGAAACCUUCACAGUGAAUGACGCAGUUAAAUCAAAAUAUUGAAAAAGAAAAUAUUGUGAAAAUUAAAAUAAAUUACCUAGCAGACCUUGUGUGAAUUUUGUUUCAAUGAGCAAACUACGAAAUAUUUACAUUAAAAUAAAUGUAAGAGCUCAUUAAAAUAUACAAUAACAAAGUGUACAAGUGAGGUGUGCUAAGAAGAACAAGUGAAGAAGGGAAAUACGCUACAUAAAAGAGAAUAAACCAAAAUUUAUUGAAAAAAACCUUUGACACUGUGUCAAGCUGUUAAUAAAAAUAAAUACAGUGAAUCGUGGUUGUAAAAAUGUAGACUUGUGCGUUUGUCUAAAUAUUUGUUACAUAUUGUAAAGAAAUAAUUCGUAAACGACUCGAACGACAAGAAGAAACUGAUGAAAAAAUAAUUUCUAUUAAGGAAAAAGAAAAAUAAAAUAAAAAAAAAUCAUCACAAACCGAAACUUAUUGGUUGGUAAUAUUGAUAUUUUCCAAUUUUACAGUGAAGCAUAUUUUGUGCUGAAGCAAUUAAAACUGUACAUAAAAUAUAUAAGCAAACAUACAUAUAGUCAUGUAUAUUGACUUUAAAAAUAAUCCAAACAACAAAAAUAAACUUGAAAAAUCUACGUAAAACAGUGACGUAGCAACAAAAUAAAGCAAAGUGUAAAAGCCAAGAACAUUAUAUCUGAAAAAAAAAAUCGAAGAAAAUUGUGGAAAAAUCGAAAAAGAAUUCAUCGUUGCGGUAAAGUUAAUUAUUGACUGUAGUCCAACGACGUCAUCCUCAUCAUCCUCGUCACCAGCAUCAGACCAGCAGCGCCAACAGCGCGAAGCAGCUAAAAAUACAUAUAGAAUAUACAGAGUGUAGAAAAUUGUAGAUGCACACAGUAGCGUAUAGCAUGCAGGGCUGGAGCGUAGUUCUAGCCAAAACACACGACUACAGCAAGUGAUUUCUCGACACACUACACCGCGUUGGUCGGCAAGUAAGCCCAAUCGAACUCAUAAAGUUUAAAAAUAAAUAUUACAAGAAAGAAAAAAUAAAUAUUAUAAGCCAAAGCAAAGUGUAGCAGUAAUAAGAAAUCAAUAAGACGAAAGAGAAGAAAAGAACCAAAAAAAAAAAAAAAUAUAUUUAUUUAAGUGUUGAAAAAUAUUUCCAUUUGUACGGUGAAGUUCAGAAACAAAGUAACACAUUGUAAGAAGUGCAACAUUUCCUACAGCAACAUUUUCUCAACGGCAUUGGUGCACUAGCAACACAAAUAAAUAAAAAUAUUACAAUUUUCUUCUUACAAAGCAAAAAUACAUAUAAAUGUUGCCAAUGUGUGACGGCUAUUAGUGGGCUCUUUCUCGAUCGAUGUUGUUAACGUUCUUCAGCUUCCUCAUGCGUUUCGUAGACAUUUCCAAAUUGCACACCGAACGGUGCAAUUGCACAAACAACGCUGCCGACGAUUGCCAAAAUAAGGUGAAAUGUUGGCAACAAGCCGCAGCCGCAGCGGCCGCUGCUGCCGCACACAAAGCCAAUGUGGCUAAUUCGAAUAGCAGCAGCACUAGCAGCGGCUGUGAUAGUAAUGCUUCCUCUGCUGAUUCUGCGGCCAGUUCGUCCAAAGAGAACUACUACACGCUCACGCGACAGCGGCGGCGGCAGCAGCUGCAGCAGCAGCAUCGUCAGAUUGCGCAACAACAACAUCAGUGUAUAACUCCCGAGCAGCUGCAACAAAUACGUUAUUAUCAACAAAUGCAGCAGCAGCAACUACAAUUAUUACAACAACAAUUGUUGCAGCGUCGUCGCCUGCAGCAACAUUUGCGCGAGCAGGGCGUGACAGUGGGCGGCGUAGGCCAUACGCGCAAGCUGAGUGGUGCUGCUGCUGCUGCUGCUGAUGGUGGAAAAGUCAGCGCUGCUCAAGUUCAGCCGAUAGCAGCGCAAACAUCACCGGCUUUGACUUGUAAUCAACAAUAUUUGAUACAACAACGAAUGCUGCAACAACAACGAAUGCUGCAACAACAACCGCAACAAGCACAAUGGUUGCAGCAACAGCAACAACAACACAGCAAUCAUAAUUAUCAAAAUCUCAAUAAUUUACUCGACAACAAUCAAAUGUUGACUGAUAACGAUUUCUUGAACAACAAUGGCGAUUUGGCUGAGCUUUUCGGUGACUUGAGCGUUAAUGGAUACGAAAAAGGACAAAAAUUCCGUCGUGGCAUGACAGAAUUCUCAACAAACAACGAUAUCAACAACAAAUCACAUCUAUCACAACCGCUUCAAAAUUCACCACGUCAUUUCGCUAAAAUCCAAACGAAACAAUACCAUCAACCGAAUCUAUUAUCAUCAACAUCAUUAUCAUCACAACAACAAAAACAACAAAACCAACCUCAUCCAAAUUCUCCCCAACAUAACGCCAAUAAUAUUUUAAAUCAACAUUUUUCUUACGCUUUCAAGCAAACGCAUAAUAAUAGAAAUAAUCAGCAAACGCUUUUGCCUUUAAAUUCUUCUGCAAAUCAAUCAUCAAACAUUAACAGUAAUAACUUCAUUAAAACAACAACAAAUAACACUUCAUCACCCACAUCGGCGGCUCAAUCGCCACAGCAUCACUAUAAGAAUCCAUUGAACAGUCCCAAUAAUUCGCCGUUUACCUUCGCCUACAACAACUACGGCGAACGAGAACACCAGCAAGACCAGCAACAGCAACAGAAGCAGCAGCAGCAGCAAAAACAAUACGCGCAGAAAAGAAGCAACUCAACAGCAGCUGCCACGGCACAGCAACAUCAAUUGCAACAACAUUUGCGCAGCAGCAAAACGCUGCCAAUUCUAACGCAGACGCAAUAUCAGCAGCAUCUGAAUGAUUUGCUGCUGCAACAACAGCAUUUGCAAAAGCAUCAACAGCAAUUGCUGUGCGCCAAAGACGCCGACGACGAACUGAGCGAGGAGAGUCUGAAGCAGAAUGUCGCAAUAGUACUGAACAAUUUGGAUCGGUACAAUAACGCAUUGCGCAGCAUAAUACUGAAUGAACAAGUGAGCGGACAGAGCAGUGUGCUCAUCGACGACAGUUUGCUGGUGGACAGUUUGGGUGGCAUUGGCGGUGCGAACAAUAAUUUCCUUUUUAAUAGUGGCAAUACCAUGGCAGCACCGGCAACACCCGAAUCGGAUUACAAUAGCAAUGCAACAACGCCUGGGUCGCGUCACAGCAUGCCGCUCGAUAGUAAUAUGUUGCAGCAGCAUCAGCAUUUGGUAGGUUUAGCCAACGCAGCGGCUGCAGUUUGUGGCGGUGGCGGUGGUAAUGGUGGUGGUAUAGGUGUUAGUAAUAAUAUUAAUGGUGGUGGUUGUGGUGGUGGUGUUGGUGCUGGUUAUUUUGGCAACAAUGUUGCCGGCAACAAUUUAAACUAUUCGAUUGCUUCUUCCCACGAUUUCACUCAUGACAAUUCCGAUUAUCAGUGGCUACUGGACUGCGACUAUCGUGAUGGCUGCGGCAGUGGACUGCAACGUAGUAUUUUCUCAUCGCUAUCGGGCUCCUAUCAAGGUGACAUAAUCUUCUAUAAUGAUUUCUCGAAAAAACUCGAUGCUAAUCUUGCCGAAGUUGAUAUGGAGAGUUUUCGCGCCGAAGAUAUCUUACUUCAUAUGCCAUCGUACUGCAAGAAUAUGACAAAUAGUAAUCGCCUGCAACAACAAUCUUACAUCUUGCAACAUUCAAAUAUGUUGCAGUCAAAUGCACAACAACAGGCGUGCACUGGUGGCGAUGGUGGUGAUGGCGUUGCUGUAAGUGGUAGUAUCAAUCAACUAUCGCAAGCCUCACUCAUCUCCAACAAUGAGCUUAUCGACAAUUCCAUUUGUAAAUCGGAGUUGCUCUUCUCGCCGGUCAAAGAGUCGCACUUAUCCGCCGAUUCGUUGGAUAUGGAUGCCUAUCCCGAAAAUGAAGAUAUCAUAUUGACGUGUAAGGCCAACAAAGAUAACUACACAAUCGCUUUUGAGGGCAGCGUCCUGUACUCUGAUGAGAGUUUCUAUGCUGAACCCUCGGAUGUCGCCGCAAGAAAUACACAUAAUUUCAUUAAUUUGCAUAGCAACUUAGAGGAUAUUGUCAAGGGCAGAGCUCUGGAUUUCUCCAUGUCGCGGUCGGAGCAGGCCGCCUCAGCUGGACGCGGCAAGCUACAAAAGAGCAACACAACGCAAUUGCAGAGAUAUCCUUCGGGCAACAAUAACACCGCCGCUAACAACAUUAUCGUGGCGCAUAUACAACACGCGCCCAACUGCACGGUGCGCAAAAGUCGCAGUCUACCAAAUCUGCGCGAACACAAAGAUCCAACCGCAAUGGUUUGCAGUAACAUUUUGGAUAUGCAACAGCAACAGCAACAACACACCCAACAAGAACAUCAUCAGCAGCAACAACAGUUAAAUGUUUCACAAGCGAUUAGCACCUCUAACAUGGAGUGUUGCAAGACAUCGCGUAAUUUGCUUCCCAUGUGCCAGAUGCCAAUCUCUACGUCAAAUUCCAUUAUCGCCUCCAUUACGUCGUUGGAGCGUCUCAGCAAUGCCGAACUCACACAGCAACAGCUACAGCAGCAGCAACAGCAUCGCCACAAGCAUCGCUGCGCUUGUUUGCCAACGUCACAUGCCACCGUCGCCGCCGCCGCUGCCGUUGCCGCUACAAAUAGUCACAAUUGUCCCGCCGUGCAAAAGCAUGCACCCAUUUCGGGUUCCGCUUCAUCGGGUAGCUCGAAUCCGCCCGCCUUCAAUCUAGUCAAACUAUUUAUCAAACAGAAGAGCAAUAAUUCCGCUACAGACGAACAGCUGAUGAGCACGCACACCUGCAUGGAUGUGUCGUCCGGAUGUUGGCCGUCAAGUGAUGCGGCCGGUUCGAGUAGUAGCUCAUCGUUGGAGCAGCGUUUGCGCAAGAAGAGCAUGAAUGAUUCGGGUAAGGGUUCGGCGCUGAGUCGGCACGAUGAGGAUGAGGAGCAAUUGUGUGGGCAAGUGCGUGAUACUUGCGAAGCGGCAUUCCAGGCAGAGUCACAUCACGGCCAUCCCGGUCAUCCAACGCCCACCCGACGGCAUUUACGUAUACGUAACGAUGCUGUUUUCUAUGAUGAAGAUCCAAGCUCAAGCUCAAGCGGUUCAUUGACAGCAACCAAUUCGCCUGCGCAUCGACGACGCAGCAUGCCGCCACGACAUCCCCAAUUGUGCCAACUGGUAACGCAACACAAAGACGUUGGUACGGCAUGUAGUUUGCAAUCGUCGGAGAAUAGUCGUAGCAACUCGGAACAACUAACGCAAGUUUAUGUGUCAACGGGCACUUCGUCCACUACGUUGGAGCGUCAAAGGUCACGUUGCGAUGCCCCACAACCCACGGUUUCGGCCGCUUCGAGCUCGGAAGUGAUUUCUCGCUCAAUGCAAACUUCUUGCGGCUCGCUGAGUACACGCAGUAGUUUGAGCGAUCGUUUCCGUUUCGUGCCGCCUUCGUUUUUGGCGAAGCUCAACAAUUUAGGCGAAGAGAGGCAGGCGCCAAUAUACGUUAUCUAUCCAAAUUAUGCAUUGCCCGACUUGGGGUUUGUGAAGACUAAUUCAACGGCAGAUGUUAUUUACACGCCGUUUAACUACAAAACGGCUGUUGGUAACAAUGAUAGUGCUACUUCUUUAUCAUCGCUAAAGAAACGCUUCAGUCUGAAUAGUAAAGACGAUGAGAUACUCAAAGCCAUGGACUACAAACACGUAGUGGAUUGGCAAUCGUUGACGACACUUUUGCCGGCGGACUACCGUCGGCGUUUAAAACACAUUCCAGAGGUGAAUAGCAUGUUGCCGGAGUUGGAUGCUGAGCUGUCACAGCGUCCCCUAUUCUGCAUGAGUCCACCCAUACGGCGUAAUCGACCACAUAUCUGUGAUUGUGCGCAAUACUUUCAGCAACAACAACAACAGACACAGGUACAUACUGGCGAGGAAGGUUCGUCGAGCUCCGCCUCUAGUCAACAGCCCAGUUCUGGUUAUCGCGGUUCAUCUACGCUAUUAGCUGACUCUGCUGAUCUCGAGAAUGCUGAUCCCUUAAAGCAAAUGUACAUAUAUCAAUAUGAACAGCAACGUAUGGACUCAGGUGUUGAAAUGAGUCCAGCUAUGGGCAAAACACCGCCGCAACCAAUGCCACGCGGCAUUCUACGUAAAUCUUCAUCACAUUCUGCGAAUCGCUUGAAACGCAAUUCCAUGAUUGAGGGACAGCAGUCGAAAUUGUCGAAGCAAGAGAAACGUCGUAGUCUACAAGAACCACCCUAUAACCACCACGGUGUCGGUUCGUCAGAGGAAUUGGGCGAAGUCUUCGAAGAGGAGGCUGAACUGUAUGCAGUGCCACAAACGCGUCAAGAGCGUCUCUCACGCAAAGAUUUGGAUGCGCGCAUGCGUUUCCUAUCAACAUUACCACGUUCUGAGCUAAAGAACUAUGCCGAAAUCGCGGCCAUAUUAGAAUCAUCAACAGAAUACCAAGUGGCAUACGAUCCGGCAGCGCUCAAGAAAGAAGUGAGCCGCGCGCUAAGUCAACAGAAGAAGGUUUCGUUUAAUGAUAUACACACACUAACCGAGAACGAACCAGAAGUCGAUGUAAUGGGUAUACAGCAAAAACAACAGUUACCACAGCCAUCUUUGCCACCCGAAACCCGUCAGCGUUUCACAACGCCACCCAAUUCACCGAAUAACUCGGUAGCAAAUGGCCGUACGGAUACAGUAGCGCGUCGCUCCUCACAAAUGGAGCAACAUCAGACGGCCAAGCGUUUGGCAACACUUGAUGAGCAGGAGAAACGUAAGAUUGAAAGCAAUCGCUUCAAGCGUUUGCAAAUACAAUGGGAACUGAUGAGUAAAGACUCGACGAUGUUGAAGGAUUUGGCUAGCGCACAAGAGACAAAGAGUGGUGGUUCGACACCAACGGCGGCGGCUGCAACAGCGACAUCAGCGGCAGCGGUGGCCGCAGCCAAUGCGGCGCAUAAGUCGCGCAUACCGCGACCGGUCAGCUAUCCAGCGGGAAAAGCACGCAAUUAUAAUAGCAACCUGAAGCCUGUCUUACAAAUGCUUGAGAAAGCAAAAACCACUCAAUUAAAUAUCUAUUCAAAACUUAAUAGAAUUAGUACACAAGAAGCGCAUGGAAAGACAACACGCUCACCGAGUCGCAUUGUGCCGCCCAAGCGUUACAGCAUGACAGCUGGUGCGCCAACAACAACAGCAGUAGCGGCGACGGUUACGACACCAACAGCGCGUGCGCGCACGCCCACCAGUCGAGUAGCAGUGACAGCGCCAAAUACACCCAAGCGACGAGUGCAGUCGCCAAGAACAAUAUCGCGCGUGCGAUAAAGAACAAAUACACAUGAAGGAGGAGCUAUACACAAUCCCUACACACAAAAAUACACAUGCAAAGUCAUGUCCAUGUCCGCUGCAAAUAUGGUUAAUAUAAAAGAAAAAAGGAAAGGAAAUGAAAGAAAAAACAACAAAUUCAAACCAUGUUUUUAAACGCAUAGUUUUCCGUACUGAUUUCUAUUAGAAUGAAAGGUGUAAAGGAGUCAAGUCGCUUACUUAAUUAAUAAGGCAAGGCGCAGCUCGCUGGCAUAUGCGUGUCAAUAUGAUUGGAUAAAAUGCAAUGACAAGAGACAAAUUAAUUAUUAAAAAUGUAGAAAAUGCUUCAGCGCAAAGUUGAAAAAACUGAGAGAAAUGAAAUUUUUAAAUUGAAAGUUAACUGUACAAUCAAAGAAAUGAAGAAAAGCGGGGAAAAGUGAAAAGCGAAAAGAAUUACUGUAUAGAAAAACUGAAAGUAAAGGGAAAAUUGUCGCAAAAACUAGUAAGACAACCGAGAAGCAAAGGUUAGUUAGCAAAGCAAAAAAACAAAGAAAGAUGCAAAUGAAAGCAAUGUUCAAGUACAUACAUGAAAACAUACGUAGUAUACAAGUAUGUAUUUCUGCGCCUAAAGUGAUAUUACAUAAAUGAUUGCGAAGUAUAAAGUGUAGCCAAUAAUGAUGGAUGGCAAAUAUGUGGCGACGAUAUAUAUGUAUAUGCCUCUAGUAUUUCCUUAGUUGCUAAUCAACAUACAUACAUACUAUAUUUACAAUACAAAAUAAUAAAAUAUAAAACAAUUUUUCAAUUUUUGUUUGUUUGUCUUCAUUUCUUUCUUCUACUUAACUUUAUGCAGAAACAAAAUAUUACUAAUUUAAAUACGUAUGUAAAAAGUAAUUUAAUAAUCGUACAAUAUAUAAAUACAAGUAAAUAUAUAUAGAAAUAUGAUGAUAUGAAAAACAGAAGCAGAAUAAAGAAACUCUAUGCAAAUAGACACAAGUGCAUAUAUAUACAUAAAAACUAUUUAUACCAAACGCAUUCAUACUUAUAUACGAAUAAUACAUUCAUAUAAACUCACAUACACACAUAAAUACAAACAUAUGAUAGAAAUGAACAGCAGAAGGCGUAAAUACACCGCAAAGACUUUGAAAAACGAAUUAAAAGCAAAAAUAUUUGUGCUAAGUGGAGAGUAGAGAAACGAAAAGUUGUUUUAUAGACUAUCAAUGAUGGUGGAAUUAAUGUAAAUUUAAUGAAGAAAAAGCAAAAAAGUAAAAGCAGAUAAUUCAUCGCUAGCGCAUAUCGAAUCAGCACAGGUAACUCUGUGCCACAAACGCCGGUUUGGCAAGUGUGUCAAAAAGUGUAUUGGAAAAUGUAAGGUAUUAUAAAAAAGAGUCAGCUCAAAUUUCAAAAUUAAAAAAAAAAAACAAAAAAAAAUUAAAUUUCGCCAAUCUACUAUGCGCAGAAGGGAGGAGACAAAUUAAAUGGCAAGCAAACAAAUACACCUACAUACACAUACAUAUUGGCGCACAUCAAUGGCAAGCGCUCAUAAUUAAAUUCAAUUUAAUUUUUAAUUUAAUGUAGAAGUAAAAACAAAAAACAAAAAAACUCAGUACAUGCACAAGUAUACAUACAUAUGUAUAUAAAAAAAAAAAUGUUGCACUAUGCGCUCGUAAAUUCUAUAUCAGUUUUUUACGAUCUGUUGCUAAAGAAACUAAAGAUUUACAUAGGAAUGCGUAAUUAGUUAUUAAAUUACUGCUGCUGCUAAAUGAAAUGCCUUGAAAUAUCGUAUUUUGUAUUUUUUACGUUGCAAAAUUCUCGUUCGUAUGGAAAAAGUAAGCGUUUGAAGGAAUGUCUCGUAAUGAAUUGUAAAAACACAAUCAAAUAACAAAAAAA
Messenger RNA from Ceratitis capitata (Mediterranean fruit fly), 9834 nucleotides. RefSeq lists its product as uncharacterized. NCBI's taxonomy places the organism in Eukaryota, Metazoa, Arthropoda, Insecta, Diptera, Tephritidae. The record is from RefSeq and is a predicted model, not a curated record. The transcript is spliced from 7 exons. Gene Ontology annotation, cellular component: mitotic spindle. Gene Ontology annotation, biological process: mitotic spindle organization; regulation of mitotic cell cycle. The coding region runs from base 2011 to 7968 and encodes 1985 amino acids.